GUCAGUUGGUUAGUUUGUACACAUUUGGGAAUGCUAACCGUGUUUGCACUGCCUUGCAAUGUAACUUUCUCGGUGAUACUGUAAUACGCGGGCGGAUUUUUAAUUGUUAUUUUUAAAACCUUGGUAUGUUUGCAAUGUCUACCCACAUACUCAUCCCACUGUUAUCACAUCCAAGCGUUACGAGAAAUGUGUUCAAAGCGGUGUGCGGGCGCCGCCGUCUUGGCCACAAGGGCAGCCCGGGUCCCAGCUGCAGUAUGAUCAGCACGGAAGGUGGGGACAGCCCGGGCGCCGGGAGAGCCGGGCACCCGGAGCCGGAGCAGGGAUCCCGGGAAGCUGCAGAGCUAUCGCCGUGUGAGAGGCAGAUCGCUGCUUUACAUCGACAGGCCUGCAAGGAUGGCCUGCACACCUACGUGGACCCGUUCAGCGGCUACCUGGUUCUGACACGUCUGGCCCACCGGCAGCGUGGGCAGUGCUGCGGCUCCGCCUGCAGACACUGUCCUUAUGACCAAGUCAACGUUAAAGACCCAAGGAAACGGAAACGCUUCAAUUCUGUGUUUUAUGUCUGAAUUUGGCCAGUGGAGAGGAUCCAGUCAAAAGUCUCUCACUCAGGAUUACCUUUUGGUACUGAUACGUCAAUGAUCACUAUUGGAAGCAAAGAACCAUACAUGCUUCAAAGCGACACAUUUCUUUUUGAGCACUACUGCGUAAUGUAAUGUACAUUUUUUGAUAAUAAAAGAGUAGUGUUAUCACUGCCUUGUUAUGGUUUUGCUGUUACAUGCAUUUCA
Pristis pectinata (smalltooth sawfish) is the source of this 785-nucleotide messenger RNA. It is a transcript of the gene c3h1orf53, whose product is annotated as chromosome 3 C1orf53 homolog. NCBI's taxonomy places the organism in Eukaryota, Metazoa, Chordata, Chondrichthyes, Rhinopristiformes, Pristidae. The record is from RefSeq and is a predicted model, not a curated record. The coding region runs from base 126 to 566 and encodes 146 amino acids. The transcript is spliced from 3 exons.